ACUUAAAUAUAAUAAGUUAGACGAAGUUUGCGCUUUGUUAAAGUAUAAAUAUGUUUUAGGCAGCAAAAUACGCCCAACUGAAGAUGUAUCCAGCGAUAUGCGUCGCUGUUAUGAGCUGCUAGAGAGCACAAGUCGUUCUUUUUACGCUGUAAUUAUGAAUUUGGAUCCGGAAUUAAAGCCAGCCAUAUGCAUCUUUUAUUUGGUGUUACGUGGUCUAGACACUAUUGAGGAUGACAUGACUUUAGACGUUGAUUACAAAUCUCAACUUCUUCGAGAUUUUUAUAAAGUUCUGGAAAAGGAUUGUUGGAAUUUUACUCAAAGUGGCGAAAAUCAAAAGGAUCGAAUCUUGUUGGUGGAGUUUGAUUGUGUCAUUCGAGAGUUUUGUAAAUUAAAAAAAGCCUAUCAAGAAGUUAUAAUUUCCAUAACCAAGCAAAUGGCGGAAGGCAUGAUCUAUUACGCCGCUGCCAUCGUCGAGACUUUAGAGGAUUGGGACAAAUAUUGCUACCACGUGGCUGGGCUAGUUGGAAUCGGAUUAUCUAAAAUUUUUUCAGUAAGCGGGUUGGAGGAUGAGUCAGUGGGCAGUACCACGGAACUUUCUAUCGCGAUGGGUUUGUUCCUUCAGAAAACAAAUAUUAUUCGGGACUUUUUAGAGGAUUUCUCAGAAGGAAGAAUAUUCUGGCCUUCUUCAGUAUGGAAAAAGUAUGCAAAGCGUAUUGAGGAUUUUAAAAAUAUUCGAAACAAGCAGGAAGCGUUGCAGUGUCUAAACGAAUUAAUAACAAAUACUUUAAAACAUGUUCCUCAAGUCUUGGGCUACUUAAAUUCCCUCCAAAAUCAAAGCGUCUUCAACUUUUGCGCCAUUCCACAAGUCAUGGCAAUCACCACAUUGGCUCUAUGCUACAACAAUUACAGCGUUUUUACUGGUUGUGUGAAAAUCAGAAAGGGGUUGGCAGUAAAAUUAAUGACAAACACUACAACACCAGCGCAUGUCCAAUGGACUUUCUUUACGGAGCUCAAAGAAAUUUAUGAUAAAACUGAUCAGGAGCCAAUGGCCAACGCCGAAACGAUGAAGGUCUUAAAAGAGUGCUUCCAACUGCCAAUGAUAGCUCCUUUAUUAAAGAAAGGACGACUAUUGCGCUUGGAGGGAAAUCGACCAAUCAUAUUUUGUUUACUUUUUGUGGCCACUCUUAUAUUGUCCGUCAAAAUGCAGCAGUAAUAGCGACGGGGAAGUCCAAUAACAUAAAAACUUCUACAGCGCGAAAAAAUUAGUAGUUGAGCGCAACUGUUUUAAU
Messenger RNA from Zophobas morio, 1289 nucleotides. RefSeq names its product squalene synthase-like. The transcript is spliced from 9 exons. Gene Ontology annotation, molecular function: squalene synthase [NAD(P)H] activity. Lineage: Eukaryota; Metazoa; Arthropoda; Insecta; Coleoptera; Tenebrionidae. The coding region runs from base 98 to 1213 and encodes 371 amino acids. Gene Ontology annotation, biological process: lipid biosynthetic process; farnesyl diphosphate metabolic process. Gene Ontology annotation, cellular component: endoplasmic reticulum membrane. The record is from RefSeq and is a predicted model, not a curated record.